AUUCUCGACGGUUGGGAAUUGGAUUUUGAGAUCUUUCCGUCUGACGAGGAUCAUCCCCACCCGAUGAGUCUAAGGUACCUCUCCUUCUGCGGCAAGUCAACGCCGGAGGCUCAGUACACGAGCAAGCAGAACGUUGCUCAAAUUCAGUUCAUCGUGCCUAAAGAAGGUCAGGGUUUUCAGGUCAAGAUUAACUUCAACGCAAACUAUAAACCUUGUAACAUGCUACUGCUCAAUAAUGAUUACCACAAGAUCACACUGAGGAACUUUGGGCUAGCCCGCAACUGCACGGUCUUGUCUCUGAACCCACAGACAGUACAGCUGUUGUACAUCAACGUAGGUGAGAGGAGUAGAAAUUCUCUGCUCUAUCGAUCGCUACAUGAGUUACCUGGGGGGCUCAGAACGGCGUGCCAAAAAGACCACGGUGAAGAUAGCGUGCAGCUGUACCAGGGAAGGGGCGUGGGUUUGUCCAGUAUGAAGCUGGUUCUAGGAUUCUGUGGUCUCAGGCAAACGGCCGCCCACAGGUUGAUCCAACUUCGGUGUUUGAGUUCAGCUCUCAGGCUGCAGUCCAGCGGAGACUACUUCAACGUUGUCAGGUUUGCUUUCAUGCCUGUCGAGCCAGUAGAAGGGACAGUGUGUUAG
Messenger RNA from Candidula unifasciata, 639 nucleotides. Lineage: Eukaryota; Metazoa; Mollusca; Gastropoda; Stylommatophora; Geomitridae. The record is from the annotation of a GenBank genome assembly.